AUGGCAUCUGGCGUUAAAGUUGACAAUUCAGUUAUUGAAAAAUUUCAUGAAUUUAAAAUAAAAAAGAAUAUUGGUUAUCUUGUUUGUGGUUUCAGUGAAGAUAUAUCAAAAAUUGUUAUACUUAAAGAAGGUGUUAAUAAAGUCCCACAAAAUGCACCUGCAAAUGAAAAAAAUAAAAAAUGGGCUGAAAUGCUCGAAGAAUUACCAGAAAAUGAUGUACGAUAUGCUGUAAUCGAUAUUUUCUAUGAAACAAGUGAAGGAUCGCGUGCAGAAAUAUAUUUCAUUGCAUGGGCGCCAGAUACUGCAACAAUCAAACGUAAAAUGUUAUGUGCAUCAAGCAAAGAUGCUUUGAAAAAUGCUCUUCAAGGUAUUCGUAAUCAUUUACAAGCAACAUGCAAAUCAGACCUUGAUUUAGCUGCAAUUAUCAGCGAAAAAACCAAAUCCAAGUAG
This is a messenger RNA of Adineta steineri, 450 nucleotides long. NCBI's taxonomy places the organism in Eukaryota, Metazoa, Rotifera, Eurotatoria, Adinetida, Adinetidae. The record is from the annotation of a GenBank genome assembly.